UGACUAUGAUAUAUACAAAAUUUUCCAUCGAUUUUAAAACGAAAGUGUAAAAACAAGCGAAAAUGUAAAAAAUUGGACCUUUGCAAAUAUAAUUAAACUAUCCGAAGUUGUUUAUAUGAGCACUGUAUUCUACAGUAUGUUAAUAGCUUAUAAAGCAAAUUAGGCAACAAAUGAAAAUCCAUAUUGCAGAAGUUGAAAGCGAUGGAAACAGUGGAAUACCGAUAAAGGCAACACGAAUACAGCAACUGGAUUUGGUCCACAUCAUCUACUGUCGGAAUUUAUGGAAACAUUUGUUGGUAGUCGAAAGAUGAAAAUCGCCUUUAAUUGGUGUUAGCGAAAUUGCUGUUACCCUAAAAAAUGCCGAGGGUAAACGACGCACACGCAAGGGACACCAAUGGUUCCGAUGCCAUUGCGGCACCAAAAGCACGCAAAAAUGCCAUCAAGGCGGAGGUGGAAAGUCCAGGUGAACAGCUUGUUUUCCAUAGGAAAUCUGAGCGAAGAAGAGUGGCUCGUGACAUCUUUUUAGUAUUUGAAGAGCAACCUUGCCGGCGGGUACGUGGAGGUGCCAAUAGAAAGAAAGCAGCGCAAAAACCCAAAUUCGGUCACUUGAUGGUAGAGGAUCCCAGUCGUUCAACCAAAGGACUACUGCGUGACAUUAAGAACGAACCAAAAUGUUAUCUUGCCGAUGAUUGCACAACAACACCAGCGGUCGCAACAACGGCCACAAUAACCAAAAAUGAUGAAAAGCAUACACCAAAGGUGAAUAAUUGUAUUGAAAGUAAACCUAUAGUAGUGGUCGAAAAACCACCGGAGCCUAUUAAAGAAAUCUCAAGUGAUGAUCCAGUCGCACGUGUUAAUCCAAUUUUUCUAUGGGUUAAACAGGAUGACACACGCAUUGUUGAGGUGCGUUGUGAGGAUUAUGACAAAAGGAACCGUAUACGUAUAACAAAGACUUCUAACGGUUGGCGGGCCAUACCACGUACCGAUCCAAGCUCAUCGAAGAUUGUUAAAAUUUUCCAAACACCACUAUUAAAAGUGAAGCGAGAAAUUUAUGAAAAUAACUUAUUGCAGAAAUGUAAUGAAAAUUUCUGCGCAAAUAUAAACAGGCAAAUUCUGCCAGAGGUCAUUGAAAAGCAAAGCUUUACCUCAGAGCAAACAGAAGAAAAUGUGCCGACUAAUAAUAGGAAUGCAAUUACUGAUACCUUCGUUAAUAAAGAAUCAAAUAAUGCAAAGCUGAAAAUUAAGAGUAAGAAAGUUAAAAAUAAGAAAGAAUGCAAACGGGUACGCAAAGCGCCUAAAUUAAAUAUUCCAAAAACAGAAGUACUUCAAGAAGUUACUCCAGAACUCAAUACAGAGUGUAGUGUUGCGCUCUGCGUAGUUAACCAACCUGAGGAAAACGAAGUACCCAUUCAGCAGAUGAUACAGUCAAAUCUGGAUACAAUACAAAACUUCAAUGAAAUGUGUGUGAACGACCAAGAAAUAACAGAGCAAGACACUUCUGCCACCAACACGACUGGAAUUACAGAUUCAAAUAGUGAUACAAAAGAACAGUCAAUUGAAGCAGUAAUUGAAACAGUACCUCUAGCAGAGGAAGAGCCCCCAGCAGCGAGAAAUGAAAGUCAAAUCGAAACUCAAACAUAUCAACAUCCUCCACCGCAUUUGCAGCUUUGUCCAAAAACAGGGCUUUUCCUGCCAACCAUUAUUUGCGAAAGUGACAACGAUGGAGAGACCUCUGUCGUUGCAACAGAAGGAGCUUGCGAUGUUAGUACUUUUAAUACGAAUUUUUUGUCCAAAGAUAUUUUAGUGGACUUGGCCGACUGCGUGGAUGAUGAUCAUUGUCAUAAUGCUGGUGAAAAGAUGCCAACACUGAAUGAACAUUUCACGACCCAUAAUCUCGAUGCCGACACCAAAAAUCUUAAGGAUCUACUAGAUGAUGCAGAUUUAAUGCAGCACUGCAGCGAUAACGGUAAUAGCGAUGCUGACAUAAUCGAUUCGAUUGUUAAACGCAGCUGUGAAAACAAUUUAAUUCAGGAGGCUGAAACACUUAAAGAGGCUGUCACUCCUGCAACAUUUAACACUACACAAGUGGAGGAAGUUGCAAGGAAGGAUUUAAUAACAGACGUAAUACCACAGCAUAUAAUCGAUGAGGCAGUGCGAGAAUCACCCAAAUGUUUGUCAUUCAACGAAGCAGGCGAAAUCGAAGGUCUAAACGGCGAACUUUUCCAAUCAAAUAGUUUUAUGGACACAUACGAAAAGGAGUCUAGCGUUGAGGAAGUAAGUUUAAGUGAUGAUGGCAAAAAAACUGAGAGCACAGAGGUGACAGCAUUAUCAUCGCCACUUGCACUCAAAGAGAAGCUAACCGAUGAUGUCAUACACGACGAGGCGCCCAAAGAUUUAAGUUAUAAGAAACGCGAGGAAGUUUGUCCACCAUCCGAGUCAAGGAGUCAAUGUGCGGUAACCUCGAGUUCAGAUGUUGUAAAGUCGCCACAACAGGGAGAAUUGCCCGCUAUUGAAACGACGUCAGAAGCAAUAAAAAAUCUAAUAUUGGAGCAAUUUAUUAAAUUGAAUGCAUUUAAUGCGGUAUCUAAUCCGGUGGCAAAACAGCAGUCAGAGCCGAUAAAUCUUGGCAAGCCCCAACGUGACUUAACUACAAAUAAUGAUUGCAACGAUUAUGCCACAUCUACAAAUUUCAUCGAAACAGUUGUUAUAGAUGAUAAUAGCGAUGAAGAGCCUAUGAAAAAACGUGUGCGCACUAACGUUAAAAUAAAUAAAAACAGUAUCAUUGAGGAAAGUACACAGGCGACCAUUCAAGCUCCAAUUUUGAUUGACAAGGAUCCAGAUCCUCUGACACAACUUCAACUACUAAUUAGAAAUACACAAUGGAAGGUACCCGACCCUAUACUUGUGCCAAAGGAUAGGCUGCGCGCAGUAUUAGCUUCACCAGCACGCGAAAUACCAUUGCUAAUAACAACAAGGCCAGAAUUAAGACUACCCGAGGCAUUUGCCUAUCCGGAAAUCAUACAGAAUCCCAAUAUACUGGUAAUUUCAAUGGCACAGCUAGAGGCGAUGAAAAACGAGAUGGAAAUUGAGAAGAACAAACAGCAACAACAAAGUAGUUUAACAGAAAAAGUUCACGAAAUGCAAACUGAACCAGCGAAGAAACCCAAUCUUAUGCCGUGCUCUAAUAAACCGUUUAUCGAGCCGAAAAUCGUCAAAGUUAAGGAACAACCUAUGAAUCCGCAACCCCCACCACCCAAGUGUUCACAUGUGGAAACCAAUUUAGCUUCCGACAUAAAUGCAGCCACGUUGGCAGUUCUAAAUCAAAUGUUAUGGUUGCCGUACUUUGGCCAGUUAUCGCAGGAAUUUCUAAAAACCAUAAAGAAUCCUUUAGGCGUACAAAAUAAGUACGCCGGCUUACUGCCACCGAUAUAUAAUCACCAUCUCGGGCUUCAACACAUGGACGAAAUGUAUAAAAAUUACCUGAAGCAGAUGACAGCAUUGAAGCAUCUAAGUGCAGAGGCAUCCGUUAAUAAUGCAAUGCAGAAUUUUCCACUGCCACUCGGCGCAUUCCAACCCUCAAUGGAGGCGACCGUUUUUCAGAAAAUGUUACAACAUCAGUUAGCAAACUUUUUGAAUAUCAACCCGCUCUCUACGGCCACAGAAACACCGCUUCAAAGAGGCGGCGUAGUAAAGAGUCCUGUCCCUGCAGUUGCACCAAAUGUUGAACACAUGCUUGCGGUGGACGAGAAGAAAACUAAAAGUGCGUCAACCACAACGCCGACAACAAAUUUAAGCGGCGUAGCCGCUGAUGUUGCCGAAAGAACUUUCAGGCAAAAUAACAACCAUAGCCACAAUAACAGCAGCAACAAUGUGACGAUAAGUUGUGAUAAUGCGAUGACUGAAAGUGUAAACUAUAACAAAUACGCCUGUGUGCAAAAACAUGAAGUGGAUAGUAAGCCACGUUUGACGUGCAAAUCUCUUUCGAAUCUUUUAGAACCAGAAAGCAUACCCUCGUCGCCGGCAGUUCCUUUGGUCAACCUUACCACUGACCAUAUGCGCAGUGCUUCGAAUGAACUUGUCAAUGUUAAUAGCCAAAUUAAUAAUAUUAUUAAUAAAGAGAUCACCUCUGUGAGCUCUGGUGCUCCAGCGCCAGUAGAAGUUAUGCCUUUUAAAACUGCGAAACUGAAUAAGGCUUCGAAUGGUAGCUUAAAUGUUCCGCACGAGUUGGUCAAACAGCGAAAACGAGCUAUGAAUUAUGCAGAAACCACAGUAGCUUCAUCGCCAUCACUGGCAGCUGCGACGGCAGCAGCGGUGCUGGAAAACCAAUCUGCAAGCAGACACGUUGUGUCGGAUAACUUAAAUGUCGAGCCCAAUCAGGCAUUGUGGCAUCCACUUUUUGGAAGCAAUGCAAAAACGGGUUACAGCAGUCCAUGGCAAUGGACUACGGUAACAGCAACGGGUGAAUGACAUUCAAGGGGUCUCAAGGGAC
This is a messenger RNA of Rhagoletis zephyria (snowberry fruit fly), 4489 nucleotides long. RefSeq lists its product as uncharacterized. The record is from RefSeq and is a predicted model, not a curated record. NCBI's taxonomy places the organism in Eukaryota, Metazoa, Arthropoda, Insecta, Diptera, Tephritidae.